This is a messenger RNA of Diachasma alloeum, 1360 nucleotides long. RefSeq names its product WW domain-binding protein 4. Gene Ontology annotation, cellular component: precatalytic spliceosome; nucleus. Gene Ontology annotation, molecular function: RNA binding; protein binding; zinc ion binding. The coding region runs from base 57 to 1265 and encodes 402 amino acids. The transcript is spliced from 7 exons. NCBI's taxonomy places the organism in Eukaryota, Metazoa, Arthropoda, Insecta, Hymenoptera, Braconidae. The record is from RefSeq and is a predicted model, not a curated record. Gene Ontology annotation, biological process: mRNA splicing, via spliceosome.
AAACCCAGAAAAAAUUACGGUGAAAGGUAAAAGGGCAUUGGAAUGGUCCCGGCAGAAUGCAGAUACGGAGGCCAGGCCUUGGACUCAGGGCUGAUUACUGGAAAUCCCAGGGAAGAAAAUUCUGCGACUUCUGCAAAUGCUGGAUCGCAGACAACAAGCCGAGCAUUCAGUUUCAUGAGGGUGGUAAAAAGCACAAGGAAAAUGUCACCAAGAGGUUGAAGGAGAUCCAUAAGAACAGUGCGAAACAAGCGAAGCAGACGAGGAAAUUUGAGAAUGAUCUCAAAAAUAUGGAGAGUGCCGCCAUGGCAGCUUACCUUAAGGACGUCGAGAGUAACACGACGGAUCUGACAGCACAACAGAUUAUCCGGGAUAAGAGGGAGAGGACUGAAGCCCCCACCACGCCAGAUAAUCCUAAUCAGAUGCCGGAGGCCUCGGCGGCUACGAAUCCUCGUCACAAGAGGCCUCAAGGACUUCCAGCGGAUAUCGAUUACUGCGACCCAACGACAUUCCAUCGGUCUAGGGUUCAGCAGGUAAGUAUAUCGAGUCCUUCGAGUGACAACCCAAGUGAGAACAAGACUCCAGGGAAGGCAAAGCCCAGCAGGGAAAAGCGGCGAGGUAAGAGGGAUCCAGCGGGGGAGAAAUUCGCCAAGCAUCUUGUUCGAAAACUUUGGUACGAGGCGCACAGUCCCGAAGGAUACACUUACUACUGGCACACGGAGACCAAUGAGACCACGUGGGAGGCACCUGAGGAGGGGUUUAUGACGAUUGCUGAGCAGGAGGAGGAGGCGAAGGAGCAGGCACUGCAGGAGGAGCUGUUGCAGCAGCUCGAGGACGAAGAGGCUAAGGCUAGAGUCGAUAUUAUCGAGGAGCAGAGGGCUAAUGCAGAACGAGAGCGGUUGAAAGAGCUGAGGAAACAAACGAGGGAGAAUGAGGGUAGUGAGGAUAAAGAUGGGGUGAGGGCGAGUGGAGAGGAGAUCCCUUACAGGAGGGACUACAGUGUUCCUGAUAAGGUCGAUCCCUAUGGACCCUGGCAGACUGUUGAAGUCAUUCCGAAAAAAGUUGUCGAUCUGCAGUUGCCGCACAAGAGGGAGGCGCAGGUGCCGAAGCCUCAGGAGUCCGAGCCCUUUGUACCUCAGAGAACUUUCAAGGAAAAAACAGUGACUCAAGUGAGAACUGGUGAUAGUGACGAUGAGAGCCCUGGUGUCAGUUUCAAAAAGAGAAAAUUUGGGAAUCGGAAUGUGAGGAAAAGACUGGAGGAUGAUUGAGUUUUUUAUGAAUCAAUCGGUUUUAUUUACAUGGUAUGUGAGAUUGUGGAAAUAAAAGUGUAUUCUUUCGGAGUUUUAUCCGGAGAGAGAGGCAA